This is a messenger RNA of Aspergillus ibericus CBS 121593, 2126 nucleotides long. RefSeq names its product putative MFS maltose transporter. Bases 113 to 1711 code for a protein of 532 amino acids. Lineage: Eukaryota; Fungi; Ascomycota; Eurotiomycetes; Eurotiales; Aspergillaceae. Gene Ontology annotation, cellular component: membrane. Gene Ontology annotation, molecular function: carbohydrate:proton symporter activity. Gene Ontology annotation, biological process: carbohydrate transport; transmembrane transport. The transcript has 5 exons. The record is from RefSeq and is a predicted model, not a curated record.
CUAGACGCACGGAGGCCGGCAGGAUAUAAGACGCGAACCACCCCCAUUUCUUCCGGGUCGGUUGCUGUAACCCCCUUUGCAUUCCCCGCUGACACGGCGAGCAAAUUUCAACAUGUCUUCGGAAACCGCCCCCCCCAAGGAGGAGUUUUCUGGCGAUGAGAAGGUCGACGUGCACCAUUCCGAGGCCUUGGCCGACCCGGAUCUGAUGCACGAGGCCUUCGAUGGGGAGAAUCGCGAGCAUGAAUUGGGCGUGUGGGAAGCGGCCAAGAAGCACCCCUGGGCCUGCUUAUGGGCCUUCAUCAUGUGCUUUACCAUUGUCAUGGAAUCGUUCGACAUGUUUCUGAACACCAAUUUCGUCGCCCUGAAGGCCUUCCAAAAGCGCUACGGGGUCCAUGUCAGCGGAACCGAAUACGUCGUCCCGACGCGCUGGCAGAGUGCGCUCUUCCAGUCGGGCCAAUGUGGUGCCUUCAUCGGCGUGUUUCUGGCCGGUCCCAUCACCAGCCGACUGGGCUACCGCUGGACCACCAUCCUGGCCCUGAUGAUGAUGAAUGGCGCCAUCUUUAUUUCCUUUUUCGCCGAGUCCCUCACGGUCCUGGUGAUCGGGCAAGCCUUCGAAGGUGUCCCCUGGGGAUUCUUCAUCGCCAAUUCCCCCGCCUAUGCCAGUGAGAUCGUGCCCCUGCCCCUCCGCGGUGCCUGCACCGCCACACUGCAGAUGAGUUGGUCGAUCGGUUCCAUCAUUGUCGCGGCCGCCAGUUAUGGCUACAAUGGGCGCAACGACCAGUGGGCGUGGCGCGCCCCUCUCGCCUUGCAGUGGAUCUUCCCCACUCCCCUCUUGAUCCUCGUCUUUCUCGCCCCCGAAUCGCCGUGGUGGCUGAUCCGGCGCGGCCGCAAGAAGGAGGCCAUUCGCUCCAUCCAGCGCCUCGGCACCAAAUCUCCGGAACAGGCCCAGCAGACGCUGGCCAUGAUGGAGCGCACCAUCCAGAUCGAAGCGGAGAUGGGGGGCUCCCCGACGCUCCUCGAUCUGUUGAAGGGGACGGACUUGCGGCGCACGAUCAUCACCUGCUUGGUCUACGCCUCCCAGAACUUUGCGGGCAAUCUGAUUGCCAACCAGGCCACCUACUUCUUCGAGCAGGCUGGCAUCUCGACCAACAAGGCAUUCGAGCUCAAUCUGAUCAACUCGUGUCUGCAAUUUGUGGCCAAUGGCGGCUCCUGGUUUCUGAGCGCUUGGUUCGGCCGUCGCACCAUCUACCUCUGGGGCACGGCCACCAACGUCACCCUGCUCUUUAUCCUGGGCAUCUGCGCCUCCGUGACGCAGACGUCGGCGACGAACUAUGCCCAGGCGUGUCUGGGCGUCAUCAUCUCCUUCGUGUUUGCGGGCACCCAGGGUCCCAUCUCCUACACCAUCAUCUCCGAGACCUCCUCCGUGCGCCUCCGCGCGCUGAGCACCGCCGUCGGUCGGGCCGCCUACUACGUGGCGGAAAUUCCCAUGAUCUAUCUGUCGUCGCGGAUGCUGAACACGACCGGCUGGAACCUCGCGGGCAAGUGCGGCUAUGUCUGGGGCGGGACCGCCACCUUCUGCUGGAUCAUGGCCUUCUUCUUCCUGCCCGAGCUCAAGGGUCGCUCGUACCGGGAGACCGACAUCUUGUUCAACCGCAAGACCCCGGCCCGGAAGUUCAAGUCGACGGUGAUUGGAGUGGAGGAGAACGAGUAAGACGGACGGGAUUGUGGCCGCCACCGCGUGUAUCCCAGAUGACUGAAACUCGAGACGAUGCUCGGUCCCCAUGGUUUAAUCUCAAACGUGUAGGUGUUACUCUGCUAGCUGUGUACUUUUCCUCGCCAUUCCCAAGGCCGCUCUGUGGGCUUGUAGAUGCUGAGGUCUUCCCGGCCUGCCAUUGUUCCCGGCCCAAGUUGGUGUCUAUCAGCCAUGGAAGGGCCUCAUCCUUCGCGAUGAUCACCCUCACCCCGAGGGGUUCUCUACUCCGACCCGGUCGUUAAAUGGGCAAUGUACCAGGUUUGCUGGAUGUGGUAUCCAUCGACUCACGUAGGCGACUUCCACGGUCGCGACCCUGAAUCCGCCCUGCUUCAGCCGUCCACCACGAUUGAUCGAGCGCCUGGCUCUGGCACUG